Messenger RNA from Asparagus officinalis (garden asparagus), 943 nucleotides. RefSeq names its product protein E6-like. Bases 290 to 724 code for a protein of 144 amino acids. NCBI's taxonomy places the organism in Eukaryota, Viridiplantae, Streptophyta, Magnoliopsida, Asparagales, Asparagaceae. The record is from RefSeq and is a predicted model, not a curated record. The transcript has a single exon.
GCAUACAUCCAACCUCACCAACAUACACAUCCCUUAACCUCUUGCUAACCAAUUUCAUUCAUGGCUUCCUUCAGGGACAACUCCCUCCCUCUCUUCCUCCUCUUCCUCGCCUUCUCCCUCCAAAUUCAAGCGAGAGAGAGCCAAUUCUUCAGCAAAGUAUCCCCGGCCUCCAUCGCCGAGGAGCCGGCCACCGAGCUCCCCCCUCUUCCCCUCAACCACCACCGCCACCACCACCAAAAACAGCUACAACUUCAACAACAACAACAACAACAACAACGGUCAUGCUUAUAUGGAGCCUAACAAAAUUCCCUCAACAUUCACAAACCCCGAAUUCCCAACCGAAAACUACGAGAAUGAGGAGAAGAGAAAUGUGAAUACUUACAAUACCCCCUUCACGUUUUCGGAUGAGGAGUUCAGAAGAUAUGAAAGCAAGAACGUACCGAGUUAUUCACAGUACGAUAAGCAGCAGCAGCAAUAUGGGAUGAGCGAUACGAGGUUGUUGGAGAAUGGCAAGUAUUUUUACGACGUGAAUGCGGAGAGAUACGGUAAGGGGAAUACGGAAGAAUACGGUGGAGGAUAUGAGCCGACAAAGGGAAAUACGGAAGAAUAUGAUAGAGGAUACGAGCCGACGAAAGAGAAUACGGAGACGACGUAUGCGAAUGAGGAGGGUAGGGAUGGGUAUGAGUACAAGAAGGAAAUGAGCCGAGAUGACUACGAGCCAUGAAAUUUGUGGAGGGGAGAGUGAGAAGGAUUAAGGGGAUGCUAGCAAUUUGUGCGGGUAAUAAACUAGGAAAUUUGUGUAGCUAGGCUAUAAGAUGUGGAGUCGCGCGCGUAGUACGAAAUGUGUUCGUGAUAUGUUUGGGCUUAUAUUCGAAUUGUUGUUGUUCAAUUUACAUGGAUUUAGCAAAGUUAUGUGAAUGAUAUGAGCUCUGAUUCUGUUUUA